UAUGCAGAAGACAUUUCUGACCAGACAAACAGCACGGGGGGUGGGAAUGGUGCCUUCCCCAGCCCUGCAGAUGUGAUGUAUCUUGCUCUUCCCCCUGACACUUCACACCCGGGGGGGGGGGGGGAUCUGAAUUCAAGUCCUCAGUAUCCAGUGUUGCUUGGCCUUUUCUCUGAAACUGUCUGAUGGUAACAGGUGAGCGACCAGCUGGUAGAGAUCAACGGGGAGCCUACAGUGGGCAUGACGCAUGCGCAAGCGGUGGAGCAUAUCCGUAGUGGGGGUAGCCGGAUACGCCUCGUGCUGAAGAAGGGCAACGGUUUUAUUCCCAAUUAUGACCGUGAGUACAGCCAGAGUCCCACCAAGCGGUAUCAGACGCCAGAGGCAGAGGACAAAGCCAGGCAGCGAUGCAGGAGAUCAAACCGGCCGGGGGCCCUGCAAUACCAGGGACCAAACGUCUGUGACGGGGGCAGCCCGGAAGCAUCGCCCGGUAACAGGCAGCAGCCUCCAAAAACCCGGCAGCUGAACUGGCACCACCACUGCUCCACCAAGGUCCAGGGGGAUGAAGACAAGGAAGGGGAGGAGGGGGGCUGGAGGCAUCAUCGGGAGCAAGAGACGAUUGGGGAGGGCAGGGGGGACAGCUGCAAGCUCCUCUCCCCCAAGCCCAGCCGGAAACUGCGCUCAGAUCUGGUCCCUGGUCCCUGGCUCGUCCCCAGCAAGGAGCGUCUCUCUCGGGCUCUGUGGGGCGUCUGCAUGGGUCAGGGGGAAGAAGAGGAGCAGAAGGGCGAUGCGGUCAGGGGGAAGGGCAUGGAGGUGAAGAGGCGGAGCUAGAGCCCACUCCACUUGGCGCAACGCAGAACUACUCAGUGCCUGGGGCAAUGGCACUGCCCCUCCCCCCCCCCGGACUAUGCAAUAGGAUCUCCCUUUUUCGUGUUCCUCGUUCUCCAUUCAUACUAUGCAACAGAAGCCUUCUUUUGAUUUGUUUUGUUUUGUUCUCUGCUGCCGACCUUCUUCCAUACGCCAUACUAUGCAACGGUUCUCAUGAUCACAACCGUCUCUCCCCGCAGCCCCAAACUUUGGCCUCUUCAUCGCCACCUUCCUUGGAGCUGUGCGAUGGAACCUUCCAUUCUGCUGUAACCCAAAGACUGCAACAGCGAUGCCCUUUCUUAAAACUUUCCACCUUGAAAUCUUCUAGGGCAACGGUUUCUCAUUGCAGCAUUCCUAAGAACCGUGGGGUUGGGAGUUCCUCAAUGAGAAGAUCAGUAAUGGCAGACAAGUUGCCCUAAACUUUGGUGUGUGGAUGGGUAUGCGGCUACAGGGGAGUGCUGAACACACUCUAGGACAGGUUGCCACUUUGCACAAGGCGAGGGCUGGUUGCCACAGGCCAGAUUGGGACAAGGCCGAAACCAAGGGAACACCCUGCAACAUGCCAAGAUGUUGUACUUUCAGUACGAUUUUAUACCAUCCUUUUUCCAAGGAGCUCAGAGCAGUGAAUGUCAUUUGCCUCCUCCUCCUUCAUUUUAUCAUCACAUCAACCCUGGGAGGUAGGUUAGGCUGAGAAGGUGCGGCUGGCCCAGGUCAUCUACCAAGCUUUCACGGUAGAGUGGGGAUUCAAAUCUGGGUCUUCCAGACCCUAGGUUAGCAUUGCAACCACUAUGCUGCAGCGUACUGGGGUUCCUCAAAAGGCUGACCUACAAGUUCUUCAGCUGCCCAAGAAUUAAGAUCACAGGGAGAGACUCUCACGGCUGCCCCACCAAUCAAAGAAGUUUGUCUGGUGGGUACAAGAAGGAGGGCCUUUUCAGUGGCGGGCCCACAAGUAUGGAACAACCUCCCCUUUUAGAUCUUUAGAAGGCGGUUGCCAGAUUUAUUUAGGACUGCGUUUGGGUAGGUUGCUAGCAGUCCUGAGUUGUGGUUUUAAAUGUUGGUUGUAACGUUUUUCAUGUGUUUUAUUCUGUGUGUUAUCUACGUUGGUAAGUUGCCUUGAGUUCUGUAAGGAAGAAAGGCAUCUAAAUUAACGCUUUAAGUAAUAAUAAGAAACAAUCAACACAGCAGGGAUUCCCUGAGGGCCAAAUAGCGUGAAGGCAUCCUUUUCCACUGAAAUUUGUCUACCAAGAAAUUCCCUGGCAGAAGGUUCUGGAUCACAUUCUAGAGUUCAUCUGAAGCUAGAACUCACCAGCACCCAUUGCAAACUGAGAGCAGGUCUGUAGACAUGUGCCAGACUUCCCUGUGACUCUCCCUUGCACACGAGGGGAAGAAAGGCCACCCACCUGUCAUGGAACUUUGUCUGCAUUUGCUGAUCUGCUUCUGGAGGGACUCGUGACAAAUUCCUGAGGAUUCACAGGGUUGGAAAAACUGCUGCUCCUGACUCCUUUCUUGGCUGACUUUCCAGACUGUGUAGUGCUGCUGGGUGUCCAACUCUGGCCCUCCUGCAGGGGCUGAUGGGAAUCAUAGUCCAUGAACUUCUGAAGGGCCACAGUUGGACACCGCUGGUGAAAUGGUUUGUUCCACUUUAUAGCUAAGUCCGUCAACAAAGUCCGGUUGCCUCAUUCAUUCUUCUGUCCACCCACCUGCGGGCCCCUUCCCUGCCCACUCCACUGGUGCCUCAAUCCAUCCCAGAGCCACACAGGCUGGUGUAACUUUCUCAGCCCAGAAUGCCAUGGCAUUCUCCACUCUGCUAGUGCCAACUAACAUGUGCAUGACAACCGUCAUGUGCUAAAACGCAUACCCUAUGGGGUACAAAAGGGCCAUGUGCGUCCACAUCAACUUGCAUCCAGCCAUGCCUACUCGUGCCAUGAAAUUGGGUCUUGUGCAUAGAUCUGCGUUCACUGGCAGCUCACAGCGCGCUGUUCUUGGCAGGCAAUUGUAGCUCCCCCCUACCUGAUAGGUCACAACAUCCUCUGACUGGUGGGCCCACUUUGUUUCCUUCCAUGUCAAAAAAGUUCGCUGCUGACAGAGGAUUGAGGGGCAUGCAAGCUGGAUAACGGACUACUAGCUUCUCGUUGACAGGUGAUAACAGCAUCGCAAGAAGAGAAAAAGCUGCAAUCUAAAUCUCUCCCUCCCCCUUUGAAAAAAACUAGAGUUGCUCCGUCCUUUCAGAUCUCUGAUGUGACCUCUCAGUUCUCCACCCGAUACAUCUACCCAGGCGCUACCCAGCAUGUCCAGGGAAGGGGUGCGUGUUGGUGCAACCUUGGGUCAUUCAAGCAAAAGUGUGCCUUGUGCCCCCCCCCCACCUUAGCAGCCAAUGUGCAUUGCAUGCAGUCUGCAAACACAAAUGGAUGUGAAACGCGCAUGCAAACACAAGGUGCAAACACUUAGCAGAGACCACUCUUUACCCACAAACAUGCACAUGUGUCAGAUGAUCCUCGGGGGGGGGAUGCAUGAGAAUGGCCGCAGCACACUUGGGACACCCACCUCAUUGUGUUCAGAAAGCCAGGGGCUUACCUAGCAAGCCAACUUCCACCACACCUCACCAACCUCCAGGCGGUAACUGUUGCGCCGUCUGGCAAAAUGUUGCUGGGUCUUAGAUCUUCCUAGAAGCUGCUUCCCUAAAACCACGUCUCCUCCUUCCUACUCUCAGGUGUAUUGAUAGGGGUUGGUUUGUCCCAGAAUGAGAGGAAAGAUCUUUGCAGAUGCAGAGACAUGGUGAGUUUGUAGUGGUGAACCCCACAUGAAACUAAUAUUGAUUAAUCUUUCUAAUGACGCAAAUGACCUACCGGUAGCUGUAGUAGAGCUACCAGACAUUGUAGACCUCUGGUCUGCAACUAACAGCUUGGGAAUCACAAUUAGGUUAUGUUGCCCAUGGUGGACUGCACCAGUGGUAAUAGCAUCAUUUAACUGUAUUAGGUGGGGGGUAUUGAAGGAGCAGAGAUUGGGGGAAAUGUGGGGAAAAACACAAAGGAGCAGGGAAGAAAAAAGGAAGCCAGAGAGAUGUGUAUGUUUUGAAUAAAGCAGGUUCAUUAGAUGACAUCCGUGGGCAAGGAGACUCCUGUCCUUUUAAUCACUGAUUACAUGACAGAGUUCAACAGGUGUACGCCUGCCCUUUAACCAUUGAGUGCAAGGCAGAGUUCAACAGGUGCAGUUUGGGCCUUUUGUCAUUGGGGAAUGGAUAUGACCAAACAGAAAAAUCUUGCAGGCAUGCCUGGCAGCAAAGUUAUGCAACAGAAAUGAUUUUUUAAAAAGAAAUAAAAUCUUACCAAGAGA
Molecule: messenger RNA, 4194 nt
Organism: Sphaerodactylus townsendi
Lineage: Eukaryota; Metazoa; Chordata; Lepidosauria; Squamata; Sphaerodactylidae
Product: PDZ domain-containing protein MAGIX-like
Exons: 2
Coding region: 238-825 (195 amino acids)
Source: RefSeq, a predicted model, not a curated record